GUAGCUAAUCAGGAGAAGGGAUGGCAUACACUCUGCCUACUGGAUAUCAAGGUCAAAGAACAAUCCAUUGAGAAUCUAAUGAGGGGCAGGAAAAUAUAUGAACCACCAAGGUAUAUGUCUGUCUCUCAGGCUGCUGAACAAUUACUUGAGAUCGUGGAGAAUAAACAGAAAUCGGGGGACAACAGCGCCACCUUUAACAAGGACACUUUGUGUGUUGGGCUAGCAAGAAUUGGCUCAGAAACACAGGUUAUAAAAUGUGGAACACUUGAGGAGUUAACAAAAACUGAUUUAGGACCCCCUCUACAUAGUUUGAUUAUAACUGGGAAGACUCAUCCUCUAGAACUGGAUAUGUUGAAACUGUUUGCAGUAAAUAAAGACACUAUUGAAUUAGCCCAAUCAAAGGUAGAACAUUGAUGACUUAAACCAUUGUUUUAUGGGAACGAUGGUCUCAGGCCCUUUAAGUUUAAAAUUGAGACUUCUACAUACAUCUCAUACAAGUGUAUAUGUCUGAAUGCAAAAACUGAUAACCAGAAAUCAAGAAAACUGCAAUAUUUAUGAUAAUUGUAAAAUGAAUCGGGCAGACCUAUGGCGACAGUUAUUGUAUACUUAAAGUCUAAUUUUGAAGAACAUUCACUGGUGUAGAUCAAUUGGUGGAGGUUUAUUCCAAUGUGAGUGGAGUAUGCUAUAUUGUUUAAGUAAUGUUCAAGUUCUGAACAUCAAA
This is a messenger RNA of Owenia fusiformis, 721 nucleotides long. The record is from the annotation of a GenBank genome assembly. Lineage: Eukaryota; Metazoa; Annelida; Polychaeta; Sabellida; Oweniidae.